CUACUGAUAGGAAUGGAAUAAUGGAAGUAAUCCUUUUAUAAUAUCAUUCAGUGAAAGAUGGCCACUAAUAAAUACAAAUUAACAUCUCCUUAUACAAGACAAAGUUUGGAUUGUCCUCCAGAAGAUGAAGUAUAUAAAACCUAUUUAGAAACAACCAAAUUUGAUAGUUCGACCUCGGAACCUUUCGGUGUAGCAAUUUUUGGCAUUGGUAGGGCAGGUUCAAUUCAUUUAAUAAACCUUGCGGAGAAUAGAAGAGUAGACAUCUUGUAUAUUGUUGAUGACGAUGUUAAUAAACUAGAUAAAAUUAAAAACUAUUAUAAAAGAAGUUUAGAUAAAACGGUUUUUCUCCAAAGCAAAGAUCAACAGCAAGUGUUUGAGGAUACUGGUGUUGAUUUUAUUGUGUGUGCUUCCCCCACAUUUACACACGAAAAUAUAGUUAAAAAUGCUCUACAAAACAAAAAAGCAAUUUUUUGUGAGAAACCAAUAUCUGAGUCAAUAGUUCAAUCUAAAGCGUUAUUCGAACUCUCUGAGAAAGUGCAGCGAAUUCUAUUUAGUGCGUUCAACAGGAGAUUUGAUGAUUCGUAUAAUACCAUAAAGAAAAAAGUAAUGCGUGGAGAUAUAGGCAGGGUAUUAACAGUGAAAGUAUGUAGUAGAGAUGGAUGCCCCCCUCCACUUGAUUAUCUGAAAACUUCAGGUGGAAUUUUUCACGAUUGUGCUGUUCAUGACAUCGAUCAAGUCAUUUCAGUUCUUGGUGAGUAUCCAACCAAAGUAUCCGUAUUCGCUGAGGCUAACAUACCAGAAAUAGCAGCAAUUGACGAUGCUGAUACCGUCAAUAUAAUUAUGUCAUUCGAAAGUGGUACAUUGGCAAUGAUUGAUCUCAGUAGACAAUGUAUUUUUGGAUACGAUCAAAGGUUGGAAGUGUUUGGAGAAAAGGGAAUGAUUAAAGCUGAAAAUAAAUCUCCCAUGUCAAAUCUUGAGGAAUAUCAACCUGGAGUAACCAAAAAAUCACCCAUUUAUUAUAGUUUUGCAUCCCGAUAUCAAGAAGCCUAUCGAAAAGAAAUGGAUCAUUUCAUGAAUGUUCUUGAAGGAAAAGAAGAACUUAUAAUUACCAAAAAAGAUCUACUAGCUGUUUCCAAGAUUGCAGCAGCUUGUGAAAAAUCUUGGAGAACUGGCCAAGUCGUAUUUUUAACGUGGACUGAAGAGGAACUACACUGAACACAAACAAAGAGUUCUAAAUAUGACAGAAUUGAAUCAGAAAUAUCUCUGUAAAUUAAUAUAUGUUUGUUAUAUGUUAAAAUCAUAAAUUGUUUUAGCUAGUAUAAA
Messenger RNA from Diorhabda sublineata, 1323 nucleotides. RefSeq names its product myo-inositol 2-dehydrogenase-like. The record is from RefSeq and is a predicted model, not a curated record. The transcript has 8 exons. Bases 58 to 1215 code for a protein of 385 amino acids. Gene Ontology annotation, molecular function: oxidoreductase activity; nucleotide binding. NCBI's taxonomy places the organism in Eukaryota, Metazoa, Arthropoda, Insecta, Coleoptera, Chrysomelidae. Gene Ontology annotation, biological process: NADPH regeneration. Gene Ontology annotation, cellular component: cytoplasm.